Molecule: messenger RNA, 1643 nt
Organism: Drosophila willistoni
Lineage: Eukaryota; Metazoa; Arthropoda; Insecta; Diptera; Drosophilidae
Product: DNA translocase FtsK 1
Exons: 4
Coding region: 189-1367 (392 amino acids)
Biological process (GO): positive regulation of Rho protein signal transduction
Molecular function (GO): actin binding
Source: RefSeq, a predicted model, not a curated record
AUUCCAGCCUUAGCUGCAUAACGGUUAAUAGCCGCAAGGAUAUCUACUGCAACAAAGAAGCAAAACAAAAACAAGCCAAAAGAAUCGAAAGGUAGCGAAUUCCACAUUCUCUCAGUUUCGAUCUACGGUAUAAAUAACUCAAACUGCAAAAUUCAAAAGAUCAAGCGACCAGCAACAGCCACAACAAUAUGACAGAUGUAUCCCAUGAGUUAGGAGCCCUGCGCUUUGUGGUGGACUCUCCAUUGUCCUCCAAGGUAGCAAUGUUCAACAAUCAGGCUACACAGCAUAAGCAAUCGCAGCUGCUGAAUCCAUUCUCACAAGAUGGACGUGCCUCAUCGCCCAAGCCGAGCUUCUCCAAGGAUCAAUAUGGUAAACCAUUGGCCGGCAGUCUUACUGAAAUGCGUGGUCAAAAGGCCAAUAUACAUGUUAUGAAGGAAAUGUUGGAACUAUGCCAAAUCAUUAAUUCCGAGGGCUACGAUGUCAAAGAUGAGCCGACCAUGCGAGUGAUCCCCUUCGGCGAGCUUUUCAACAUUUACAACUAUAUAUCAGACAAGGUUGUGGGUAUAUUGCUUCGUGCCCGCAAACACAAACUGGUCGACUUUGAGGGUGAAAUGUUGUAUCAGCGUCGCGAUGAUGAUGUACCCGUUUUUCUCUUAAAACCAAUUAAGGAGAUCCGAAAGGAAAUGGAUGCCAAAAUUGAGGAUAUUAAACGGGCUGCCAGUCCGGCACCACCGCAGUCUACAUCGGUGCUGCUGGAUCGAAGUGCCCACGAGCAGAAUUUAAAAGUUCAACAGGAGCAGCAGCGCCUAUCCAAGUCGCGGACACCAUCGCCGGCGGUCAAAUCCAAAAACAAAUCGAAAUCACCAUCGCCUGCUGGUACAUCUGCGGCUGGAAUUACAGCAACAACAACUGGUGGAAGUGGAAGUGGAGAGGGCAAACCACCAGUGGCUCCCGCAACCGUUGCCCCUGCUCCUAGUCCUACACCCACUACCGUUAUUGUUGCAACCGAAGAAACAACACCGAGUGCAGAGCCUACACCGGAAUUUCCCCCAGUGGUAGCAGACUCAGCUCCAAUUCCGGUAAAUGAGGCCAAGACCGAGCAAAGUCCUAAUCCAGAGCCCCAGGUCGAACAGACUCCCGUAGCUGAGCCCCAAUCAGAAGCAAAACCAGAAGCAGCUUCAUUACCCAACCCUAGUCCAACUUCAGCUCCAGAGCAAGUUUCUGAAGCACAGACAAGCGCUGAAUUGCCCACAAUUGUAAUUGAAGCCUCCGCUGUGUUUGUGCGCACAGUGAGUGUGGAUCCCGAAUCCUCUCCCGCCUCUAAUCCAGACACAACCACAGCUCCAGUUCCUGCCGAUAGUGCUUAAGGGUCGUUGUGGACGGAGGAAGAUUGGGCAUGGGAUUGUUUAAAGAGAACUCGCAACUAGUAAAGCAGCUGCUUUAAAUUUUUGUAGUAGUUUAUUUUAAAGCAAUUAGUUUAACUUACAAUUAGGACUUAUUUAUGUAACAAGGCAGAAGACAAACAAAAGCCGGCCAAAUACAAAUGGCGGCAAGUUAUAAAUCUAUAUACACAUAUACAUAUAUAUUUAUUUUAAUACAGCUCUAAGCAAACAGUAAAAUGCAAUAUAUGUAUAAACACAGUA